Molecule: messenger RNA, 1466 nt
Organism: Ipomoea nil (Japanese morning glory)
Lineage: Eukaryota; Viridiplantae; Streptophyta; Magnoliopsida; Solanales; Convolvulaceae
Product: probable mitochondrial import inner membrane translocase subunit TIM21
Exons: 8
Coding region: 168-1100 (310 amino acids)
Biological process (GO): protein import into mitochondrial matrix
Cellular component (GO): TIM23 mitochondrial import inner membrane translocase complex
Source: RefSeq, a predicted model, not a curated record
UUAUGACCCCAAAAUUUAUCCUUGGCUGUUCCUUGUUCUUCUGAGAAAAAUUAGCUUAAUAGCGUCUUCAAGGAUUCGAUCUUUUUUGCUCUUAAUCAGCUCUUGUGAUUUUGACUGGCUCGAUCAAGAUCAAAAAUCUCAGCAAAGUGCACAGUGCGGGUGGGAAGAUGCUGCAAAGUGUACGGAGAAGCAGGUUAUCUAUUAACAGAUUCAUAUGUGCCUUAAAAUCACACAAUAACUCGAAUGCUUUCUUCGAGAACGCGCCUACCAAGAGUGUUUCUGAUGUGGGUAUUUGUGGGUUUUCUUCUCUGGUAUCGGAAAAUGCUGCCGCGAAUCCUUUUGUAAGGAGGGAAUUAGCAGAAUCAGCUUAUGCAAGCAAAUCUUCUAUCCUUGCUAAUCCCAUAGCUAGGGUUAUGAACAAAGGUGAUGGACUUCCUUUACUAUUCAGAGACCGUCCAAAUAUGAAACACGUAACGACUUUUCAGGCACCAUUUCAGGUUGCCAAUAUCAAUGGUAUAAAAUUCAAGAUGCCUUGCUUUGCUAGAACAUUUGCAUCAAAGGCUUCUGAAUCAACUGGACAAAAGCGAUCAGAGGGCCGAAAAGAGGUAUCUACCGUUGAUGAUCCCUUUGAUGCUCCCACAUAUAAUAUCCCGGAGAAGCCUGUGACAUUUACAGAAGGGGCUUCCUACAGUGUUGUCAUUCUUGCGGGGUUAGGAGUUGCUGCCGCUGCUGCAUAUGCUGUUUUUAAGGAACUUAUAUUUGAGCCAAAAGAGUACAAAAUUUUUGGGAAGGCUCUCGAUAGGAUUCAACAUGACAGCCAGGUUAGGGUGAGAAUUGGAUCCCCUAUUACUGGGUAUGGAUCAGAAAGUAGGAACCGUGCAGCUCGCCAACGCAUUCCAAACAGAAUAUGGACUGAUGAGGAUGGGGUUGAACACGUUGAGGUCAAUUUCUAUAUUCGGGGACCACAUGGAGCUGGCAAAGUUUUUGCAGAGAUGUUCCAAGACAAAGAAGAGAAGCAGUGGAAGUUCACCUAUUUGAUCGUUCAGAUCAACUCACCUUCCCCGGCACAACUGAUGCUCGAGUCUUAUGUCCCAGCCUGAAUAAAAACCGCUAAAUGUCUUGCUGCAUUCUGUCUCUGACACCCUUCAAUCACACAAAUAGUUCUCCAAUUUUUUACUUACCAAGAUGUGAUCAAGGACAAAUUCUUGAAUGGGGUGUGUUUUCUGAUUUUGAUGGGAUGCAACAAUUGGUAUCAACCCCACAGUCUGCUGUUAUUCAUUUUUCAUGCCAGCCAUGGUGUUGAAAUAGGCAUGCUGUCACCUUACAUCUUUGUUUUUUGAUAUUUUCAAAGCUCAUGUAAUGCAUGGUGCAUUGACAAUGGGAUAGGAGUUUAUUCUUACAUGUUUCUUGAUAUAAAAUGCAAUGCAACUUGAAGUUAAGCUAUUGCAUUUCAAUGUUUGGUACAA